Messenger RNA from Desarmillaria tabescens, 2955 nucleotides. RefSeq names its product E1-E2 ATPase-domain-containing protein. Gene Ontology annotation, molecular function: copper ion binding; P-type divalent copper transporter activity; ATP binding. The transcript has 4 exons. NCBI's taxonomy places the organism in Eukaryota, Fungi, Basidiomycota, Agaricomycetes, Agaricales, Physalacriaceae. Gene Ontology annotation, cellular component: membrane. The record is from RefSeq and is a predicted model, not a curated record. The coding region runs from base 1 to 2955 and encodes 984 amino acids. Gene Ontology annotation, biological process: monoatomic cation transport; copper ion homeostasis.
AUGGCCAAUUUCCUCACCAAUCUUUGGGCACGGUCCCCUCUCAAUCCGUCGUUUGAGUCUGUCGAACUGCCAAUGGGCUCCUCUGAACCUCUCAUGGCUAAUGCUGAUAAGGAGCUCGACCUCGAGACGCCAGCGUCCGAAAAGUGCGAGUUCAGGAUUGAGGGAAUGACCUGCGGGGCGUGUGUGGAGUCCAUCGAGGGGAUGCUACGACCUCAGGAAGGGAUCCACUCGGUCAAGGUGGCCUUACUCUCGGAACGUGGGGUUGUUGAGUAUGACCCUUCGCAGUGGAAUGCAGAGAAGAUCGUCAGCGAAAUUGAGGACAUAGGCUUCGACGCUACCGUUAUCCCGCCAACGCGAGAGGACUCGAUAGUCCUUCGUGUGUAUGGCAUGACCUGCGCUUCCUGCACAAACACCGUCGAGUCUGGUCUGUCGUCGGUCCCUGGUAUAUUGAGUGUAUCAGCGUCCCUCGCUACCAACACUGUAACCAUCCAGUUUGACCGGGCGUUCAUCGGACCUCGGGAGAUGGUGGAGCGCAUAGAGGACAUGGGUUUUGAUGCCAUGGUAUCUGACCAUAACGAUGCAACCCAAGUCCAGUCGCUUCAGAGAACCAAAGAGGUACUUGAAUGGCGGUCACGAUUCCUGUGGUCUGUCGCGUUCGCUGUUCCAGUUUUCUUCAUUUCCAAGAUAUGUCAUCUUUUUCCACCGCUGAGAAUGCUCCUUUCCAUGCACCUGUGCACUGGUAUUCAUCUCGAAGAUGUCAUCCUUCUCCUACUCACUACUCCCGCACAAUUCUGGGUGGGUGCUAAAUUUCACCGUAACGCAUUCAAGUCUCUGAAACAUGGAACCGCCACAAUGGAUGUAUUGGUCAUGCUGGGUACCUCGGCCGCUUAUUUUUAUUCCGUCGGGGCCAUGUUCUUCGCGCUGUUCAAUGAUACACCAGGCUUCCACCCUAUGCUAUUUUUCGAUACUAGCACCAUGUUGAUCAUGUUUGUCUCCCUUGGCCGCUACCUGGAGAACAAGGCCAAGGGACGUACGAGCGCUGCUCUAACGGAUCUCAUGUCCCUCGCUCCUUCGAUGGCUACAAUCUACACGGAUGCACCAGCGUGUACUCAGGAAAAGAAAGUGCCGACUGAACUCGUUGAAGUCGGCGACACGGUCAAGCUGGUUCCCGGUGAUAAAAUUCCCGCUGAUGGUACCGUUUUGCGAGGAUCGUCCAGUGUGGAUGAGAGUGCUAUCACCGGUGAAGCGGUUCCUGUGGUCAAGCAGGUUGGAGACACGGUUAUCGGAGGCACAGUCAAUGGACUGGGUGCUUUUGACAUGGUCGUUACGCGUGCGGGAAAAGACACCGCUCUAUCGCAGAUUGUUCGUCUGGUCGAGGAGGCUCAAACAUCUAAAGCUCCAAUCCAAGCUUUUGCGGACAAGGUGGCAGGAUACUUCGUUCCGGCAGUGAUAUCGCUUGGGGUGGUGACAUUUCUGAUCUGGAUGGUCUUGUCCCAUGUCGUCAAUGAUGAGAACCUACCAAUGAUGUUCCACCGACACGGAGCUAGUAAACUCGCGAUAUGCUUGCAGAUGUGCAUUAGUGUCAUUGUGAUUGCGUGUCCAUGUGCGCUCGGCCUCAGUACGCCUACUGCAAUUAUGGUGGGAACUGGGAUGGGGGCAAAGAAUGGGAUUCUGAUCAAAGGUGGACGAGCGCUAGAAGCAAGUAAAUCCAUCAAGAGAGUCGUCUUGGACAAGACGGGAACGGUUACAAUCGGCAAACUAACAGUUGCGGGGCUGUGGUGGGUUCCAGGGCAUCAGAAUGAAGAGUCGUAUGGAGGUGACUCGCAAUUGGACGGCAAGUGCGCGGAUGGAGUAACUGACAGGAUGGAUGUUAUUGCGAUGGUAGCUGCAACGGAGGCGCGAUCCGAGCACCCUCUUGCCAAGGCGAUAGCGACGUUCGGGAAAGAGCUUUUGCGAGAUCAACCACUCCCUGAAGUCGCUGUGGAUCAAUUCGAGAGCGUUACUGGAGCCGGCGUUAAGGCCGUUCUUGCCUGCCGCGGGCAGCGGUAUACGUUACUCGUUGGUAAUACGCGCUUCGUAACCAGGUCUGAUGAAGAAAUGCCGUCUUCAAUUCUGGGAUUCGAGAACCAGGAAACUGAACAGGGCAGGACUGUCAUCUAUGUGUCGAUACAGAAAGGGUCUUCGCGGGAGUCCACGCUCAUUAUGGCCGUGUCCUUGUCAGAUGCUCCGAAGCCUUCGAGUAAACAUGCGAUUCGGGCCUUGCAGAAGAUGGGUGUUGAGGUGAAUAUGAUGACUGGUGAUGGGAAGGCUACUGCCUUCGCUAUCGCGAAGCAGGUAGGAAUCAAGCAAGAUGGGGUUUGGGCAGGAGUCUCUCCGGGAGGCAAAGCGACGCUAAUUACCGAGUUGAUUGAGAAGCAUGGCGACGGUGUCGCAAUGGUCGGAGACGGUAUCAACGACUCUCCUGCUCUUGUUGCGGCCACUGUAGGAAUCGCAUUGUCCUCUGGAACGUCUGUGGCCAUCGAAGCGGCUGAUAUCGUGCUGAUGCGUUCUGACCUUCUUGAUGUUGUCGCGGCUCUUCACCUAUCUCGGAAGAUCUUUGCUGUGAUCCGACGCAAUCUUAUAUGGGCGUGUAUUUAUAAUGUUCUGGGAGUCCCGCUUGCGAUGGGGGUACUUUUACCGUUUGGACUGUACAUGCCGCCGAUGUUUGCAGGAGCGGCGAUGGCGUUCUCGAGUGUUAGCGUUGUUACGAGUUCGUUGACGCUCAAAUGGUGGCGUAGACCGAAGGAUAGCGUUAUGCCUGGUGAAAUGGUGCCAGAGGAAGGGGGGUUCCUUGAUGAUGCGAUGAGCGUUGUCGCAGAUGCCUGGGACAGCAUCAGGGGAGGUAGAAGUAGAGAUGGGUAUCGUCAGCUACCGGUGGAGAUGACGAGCACAUCGGUGUCUUCGUCUGCUGUGUGA